This is a messenger RNA of Dermacentor albipictus, 1524 nucleotides long. RefSeq names its product prostaglandin reductase 2-like. Lineage: Eukaryota; Metazoa; Arthropoda; Arachnida; Ixodida; Ixodidae. Gene Ontology annotation, biological process: prostaglandin metabolic process. The record is from RefSeq and is a predicted model, not a curated record. Gene Ontology annotation, molecular function: 15-oxoprostaglandin 13-reductase [NAD(P)+] activity.
ACCAUUUGGAUUGACAGCUCGCGACAUAAAAAUGGCAGCGCCCAGGUCAACCUUCUUAUGUUGCGGUUCAAACUAGUUCAAACUUCCCUUUUCAGUGCAUCGAACCAUUGAUCGAACUAAAGACAUGGAAACUCGUUGCGUAUCUUCAACAUCUAGGAAUUGUGAGCGUCCAUCUUCGUUUACAGGUUUGGUAAACAGACGCGUUGUGCUCAAGUCUCGUCCUGGUGCCGACGGCGAGCCGCAGCUCAGUAAUUUUGCUACGGAACAGUGCGCUACACCACGAGAGUUCAUUGACGGCGAGGUCCUGGUUCGAAGCGUGUUCCUGUCCAUCGAUCCUGCCUUGCGAUGUCGCAUGAACGAGAAUACGGGCGUGCACUACCUCACGCCGUGGCUCGUUGGGCGCUGCGUCGAAGGUUUGGGCGGCGUCGGCAUCAUCGAGCAGUCCCACAGCGCUCUGCUUGAGAAAGGCGAUAUUGUCUGCAGAGCCAUGUCUUGGCCUUGGCAGCUGUACUUCAAGACGACCGCCGAUUCACUUCAAAAAUUGGACGUCCAAGAACUUGGUGGCGACGUGUCCGUCGUGCUGACAUGCCUAGGUCUCACGGGACUCACGGCGUUGCUCGGGCUGCGCGAAAAAGGCGGCAUCAAGCCGUCUGCCAACCAGACUUGUGUCGUGUCCGCGGCGGCUGGCGCCUGCGGUUCUCUGGCGGGCCAGAUUGCAAAGCUAGAAGGCUGCAAGAGAGUUGUUGGCAUCUGCGGUUCGGAUGAGAAGUGUGACUUCCUGACCAAAACGCUCAAGUUCGAUGCGGCCAUUAAUUACAAGACCCAAGACGUGGACGAGAGGCUGACGGUGACAUGUCCCGAUGGCAUUCAGGUGUACUUCGACAACGUGGGCGGCCCCGUCAGCGACGCCGUCAUCCGGCACAUGACUUCCGACUCCAACAUCGUGCUGUGCGGCCAAAUCGCUGUGUACAACAAGAGCGUACAUUACCCGCCACCCUUGUCCGAGGACAUCCAGAAGAUCGUCAAGGAGAAGCGCAUCAGCCGGGACCGGUUCCUGGUGCUCCAGUACCAGGACAAGUUCGACGAGUGUCUCGCGCAAUUGAAGGCCUGGCUCAAGGAAGGAAAGCUGGUUGCGCGCCAGACCGUCGAGAGAGGUCUCGAAAACGCGCCGCGAGCUUUCAUCAGCAUGAUGAACGGAGGAAACAUCGGCAAGCAAGUGGUCAUGGUCAGCGACCUUACUAAAUCCACGUGAUGUGGUUGAAUCUUCAAACGCAGUGUCCGCGCAGCUCUCAGAACAGCCGAGACUGCAGGACAUGGCAAAUUGCAUCACUUGGCAAGCAUGUCGCAUGCCCCAAGUCUCGCAGACUGCUCUCCCUGAAGAAAACGAUUGGUUACAGGGUCCAAUAGCAUUAAGCAUCGACGCUAUAUGCAAUUAAUCGCUGUUUGCCGCUGCGCUCGCGGAAGGGACCGCAGAAGCCUAAAAUUCUAGGCUAGUUGUGAGUAAUAAAGCUUUCUUGUAAUUGA